Molecule: messenger RNA, 1111 nt
Organism: Drosophila ficusphila
Lineage: Eukaryota; Metazoa; Arthropoda; Insecta; Diptera; Drosophilidae
Gene: Snup
Product: snurportin-1
Exons: 1
Coding region: 50-1105 (351 amino acids)
Biological process (GO): snRNA import into nucleus
Cellular component (GO): nucleus; cytoplasm
Source: RefSeq, a predicted model, not a curated record
UUUUCGUCCUUUCCAACACUUAUUUCUAUUUUGGUCAAGUCGCUCCAAAAUGAAUUCGAGUUUCCAGGACCUGUAUAAAAAGGGUCUGGAUCCUGGCGAGCAUCAAAAGCAGCGCCAGAGAGAGCUCUUAAAGCAGCAUAAGCUGCGCCGUCAGCAGGAUCUGGACGAAAAGCGCCCCCUCCAGAAAAAUACAAAAACGCCGGCAGAGAGGAAGAACAAGAAACGUAGUGGCCACCAAAAAGGAAUUCCCUAUAGACCGCAACUUUCCGAAUGGCUGCGUCACAAGCCUGAGGACCUCGGCGAGUGGGUUCUAGUUCCUUGUCCCGUUGGGAAAAGAUGCCUUGUGGUGGCCAGCAGGGGAAUAACUCGAGCUUACUCUAAAAACGGCUGGAUGUUCAUGAAUUGGAGGUCUUCCUUGCCAGGGGAUUGUCAAAUGCAAAAGUGCGAGACUGUUCUAGACUGCGUCUACGUGGAGGAAGCGGAUACCUUCUACGUACUGGAUGCCAUCUCAUUUGGGCAGCAGGACUUGCAGGAUUGCGAGGCGUCCUUCCGUUUCUUUUGGCUACGCGCUCGCUUUGAAGAGAACGAUUUUGCCCAGAUUAAAGCGCUGCAUGAGAAGUCACUUGUGCUCCUGGACCACUACGACUUUGAGGACACCUCUGCCGUUGAGCAGGCUUUGCAAAAGUACCCAGUUUUUCCGGAAAACAAGCCAGACUUAGAUGGAUUUUUAUUCUACCAUAAAGAAGCCAGUUAUGUGUGCCAAGUUACUCCUUUGGUUUGCUGGCUGUUCGCUUUUAUGAUGCCAGAUGUGCUCGGUUUGGCGGUCAGUAAAAGUUACUCGACUCCCGAGGAUUAUCAGUCCAGCCAGCCUCUUCAAUAUAUGGACGACUUUGACCGGAAACUAGAAGAACGAAAGAAGCAGUUCAAAAAGCAAAAGAAGGCAUCCAAAGAAAAUGAGAGGCAGCAGAACCUCAUGGAAGCGGAAGAGGAAGCAGAAAGCGAUGAGUACGCCAGCUUAAAAGGAGUCCUCGAUCACCAGCGGCGACUGGAGCUCGGGGAGUUCGAAAUGGACUGUGCGGAACCGCCGACAGCUGACUGCUGUUAGGCGGAC